GGGCACCGCCCCUUGUGCAGCCCGGCCUGGCCUGUCAGCGGCGUCUCCUGCACCAUGGGGCGACUGGUGUCUCUGAGCCUGUUGGGGAUCACGCUGGCGUUCCUGGGCGAGAAGUUCCUGGUUCUCAGAAACCGACUGAAGGCCUCCCGAGAAGUAGAAUCUAUAGACCUUCUGAGCUGUCACCUGAUCAAAGGAAUUGAAGCUGGCUCCGAAGAUAUUGACAUUCUUCCCAAUGGCCUGGCCUUCUUCAGUGUGGGUCUAAAAUUACCAGGACUGCACAGCUUUGAACUGGAGAGGCCUGGAGGAAUACUAAUGAUGGAUCUAAAAGAGCAAAAACCCAGGGCUUUGGAAUUAAGAAUCAGCCGUGGAUUUAAUUUGGCUUCAUUUAAUCCACAUGGCAUCAGCACUUUUAUCGAUAACGAUGACACCAUUUACCUCUUUGUUGUCAACCACCCGGAACUCAAGAAUACAGUGGAAAUUUUUAAAUACGAAGAAGAAGAAAAUUCUCUUUUGCAUAUAAAAACUAUCAGCCAUGAGCUCUUUCCAAGUGUGAAUGACAUCGUAGCUGUUGGACCUGCACAUUUCUAUGCUACCAAUGAUCACUAUUUCUCUGAUACUUCCUUAAAGUAUUUGGAAACAUACUUCAAUUUACACUGGGCAAAUGUUGUCUACUACAGUCCAGAUGAAGUUAAAGUAGUAGCAGAAGGAUUUGAUACAGCAAAUGGAAUCAGUAUUUCACCUAAUGAGAAGUUCAUAUAUGUUGCUGACAUGUUGGCUCAUGAAAUUCACGUUUUGGAAAAACACAGUAAUAUGAAUUUAACUCAAUCGAAGGUCCUCAAGGUGGAUACGCUGGUGGAUAAUUUAUCUAUCGACCCUUCCUCGGGGGACAUCUGGGUGGGCUGUCACCCGAAUGGCCAGAAGCUCUUCAUGUAUGAUCCGAACAAUCCUCCUUCAUCAGAGGUUAUUAGAUUUUCAAUUUUCAACCUUAAUUAUUCAAGUCCUUGUGCACCAGGAAUACAAUACACAGUCACGCCGUGGUUUACUUAG
Molecule: messenger RNA, 1047 nt
Organism: Echinops telfairi (small Madagascar hedgehog)
Lineage: Eukaryota; Metazoa; Chordata; Mammalia; Afrosoricida; Tenrecidae
Product: serum paraoxonase/arylesterase 2
Exons: 8
Coding region: 55-1047 (330 amino acids)
Cellular component (GO): extracellular region
Molecular function (GO): arylesterase activity
Source: RefSeq, a predicted model, not a curated record